Molecule: messenger RNA, 1197 nt
Organism: Cylindrotheca closterium
Lineage: Eukaryota; Bacillariophyta; Bacillariophyceae; Bacillariales; Bacillariaceae
Source: the annotation of a GenBank genome assembly
AUGGAUCUGGAUCUGGAUCUUGACCUCGAUCUUUUUGAUCCAGACACUCCAGACAUUCCAGCUGUUGGGGGUGAGGAAGGCAGCCAAGAGGAAGUCCACCUCCUUGUCUCCUUCGCCAGCCUACUCAGUGGUCGAAGCUUUACCGAUUGUCAGAAUGCUCAAGAUCCUUCGUGUUCCGGUGGUGUUGCUGCGGUGGCUGCCUGGUCACGACAAUAUGCAUCCGAAUACAAUGCAACCGCUACGAUCAUUGCGCCCAGAUUUGAUUAUCAGCAUCCAUUUACGCAACAACAUCCAUUGGGAUGGGGUGUCAACCGACUCGUGUUUUCAGAACUGUUGGGAUGGAAAGUCUUUUUGGCAAGACUGUGGCUGUUGGAAAGUGGAAGUACGGGACGCAGUGUGGAGGAUUUGCAGUCCAAAGAGCUUCCACUGCUGAUAUCCAAUUCUGUGCUAAGUCCCUUGGACGCAUGGACUGAGUUUGUGGAGCACAUUUAUUUUGACGAGGAGAGCUCCGUUGCGCUGAUGCACCUUUCCGAAAAUCUCGACAAUGCGGCUCUGUACACGGACGGUAUAAGGACUGCACUGUCAUUAUUGGACUAUGUCCUUCGAGUAAACGAACAGUCAGGCUGUCUACCAAACGAUAGUCUGUAUGAUUCCUAUGUCAAUCGAACCAACAGUGACUCCUCAUCAUCAGAGACAAAAUGUUGGAUUCCUGUGAUUUUGUCCGACUUGACCGUCUAUCGGGAAACUCUACUCGACGAGCUCCUGUCCCAUGAUCAUCCACCAGCUCUCUUUGUGGACUACAACGGAAUCGAUCCUACUCUGACUAGUGGAGAGCCACUGAAACUUGUCAAUGGAGACUCGAGUAUGUGGGCACUCAGCUAUCGGUCGAGCCCCAGUCAGUUUCCCCUGAUCCGUCUGAUCAAAGAACAAAACAAGCCAAUGUUGAGUAGUGUCGUGUUUGAUUUGCAAGAGCUGAGUGAUUUUCCGGCGAGUGCAAAGGAUGAUAAAUAUGCCAGUGAUAUUUCACAGCUUCGCAUCUGGGCCGAUGAAACCAUUGCCAACGACCCUGUCAUUGGCCAAUCGACAGAGUUUGGUGUAGCCAAGACUCUGGAUAACCAAUUUGUCAAAUGCGAAGCUGGAGAAUGCGAACAUGGGAAUUUAUUCACGGACGCCAUGAGAUGGGCCGUGUUGAGGUAG